UGCCGGCUACAGUUCCACAAUCGCGCGCGCGCACACGCGCACGCGCACACACGCACGCGCACACACACGCGCGCGCGUAAUUGCAUAAGUCUUCACGCACAUACGGCGCGAAAGAAGAUCAACAUUUUAAAGAAGAUCAACAUAAUAUUUCUUCACAUACACACACAUAUAUACCGACUCACACACACACUCCCAGCACACCUGUAUAAAAAAAACAAAUCACAGACAGGUAUAUUCAUAAUCACACACAGGUAUCUACAUAAUAUCCCACACACACACAAGGUGCCUGCAUAAUCACACACACACACACACACUUGGCACGCCCCCUACGUGGACUUACACACAACGCACGCAGCUAACCGGCAUAAUCUAACGCACACGACCACCUACGUAAACACUCACACGGGGGAGCCGCAUCAAACAACCCAGGGGCGAUAGCUGCCUAGUCGCACACGCACACGCGCACACGGCAGCCGCACUCAACCGCGCGCAUGAACGCUCACGCCAACACAACCAUGGACAGCGGCAGCAGGAGCUGCUCCAAGUACGCCCUCGCUAACGGCUUCUCAGCAGCGGCGCAGGAGGAAGGGGAUGAGGAAGACGGCGUGAGAAGCGUCGAGGGCACUCUGCCUACUCCUCCUGCUCCUCCUCCACUCGUGCUCCCUGCGAGUCACUCGGAGCGCACGAACGGGCUGCAGGUGGUGCCCGCUCCGGCGCGCGUCGCGCACGCAGCCCCAGCGGUCCCAGCGGCGGCGUUGGGGCAGCUGGAGGCCGCCUACACGGGCAUCCUGCGGGGCAUCGGGGAGGACCCGGGCAGAGAGGGGCUGCUCAAGACGCCCGGCAGGGCAGCCAAAGCCAUGCAGUUCUUCACCAGGGGUUACCACGAGAGGCUCGCGGGUGAGUUGAGUUGUGGGGUUUUUUUUUUAUUUUGCGCUGCGAGAUUGUGAGGCUGUCACGGACGUUGUUGCGCUUUGGCCGUGAGUGGAAAUGUAACUCGCGUGGCCCGGGGUGGUAAGGCUCGCUUGCGUUGAAUGAUGUACGACGCAGCUCUCCGUGAACAGACGGGAUUGUACGAAUGCUGAACUUCUUUCACACCACAGCGCGAAACCAACCGCGCUAAUCGGAGGUGUGGGGGAAGGACAACAAACUAAACACAAAGAGCAGUUCUCAAGAAACGCGUUGUCAGACUGUUGGAGCAGGUUCUGUUAGCGAACGCAUAUUAAGGUCGUCAGCAUAUUUGGCGUCCUCUGGUCUAACAUCGUUUGAGACGAGGCUCAAAAGAAAGCUGUCUCUGG
Molecule: messenger RNA, 1295 nt
Organism: Lethenteron reissneri (Far Eastern brook lamprey)
Lineage: Eukaryota; Metazoa; Chordata; Hyperoartia; Petromyzontiformes; Petromyzontidae
Product: GTP cyclohydrolase 1-like
Biological process (GO): tetrahydrobiopterin biosynthetic process; tetrahydrofolate biosynthetic process
Cellular component (GO): cytoplasm
Molecular function (GO): GTP cyclohydrolase I activity; zinc ion binding; GTP binding
Source: RefSeq, a predicted model, not a curated record